Molecule: messenger RNA, 273 nt
Organism: Tricharina praecox
Lineage: Eukaryota; Fungi; Ascomycota; Pezizomycetes; Pezizales; Pyronemataceae
Exons: 3
Coding region: 1-273 (90 amino acids)
Source: RefSeq, a predicted model, not a curated record
AUGGCAUCACCACAGGGUACAAGGAACGCCCCGAAGCCGAAAGAAGCUGUAGAUACCCCUCCCGCUCCGGCCUUGAAGUCGUUGCUGGCUGAGCAAGAUGCAGAGCGGAGAUUUCUGGAGACUCCCAAGCUUGAUUGUGAUAUCGUACGCUUCAUAGAGGAUGCGCAUUUCGGGAACGGCCCGUUGGUAGAGGUGCACAAGGGAGCCAAGAUCAAGGUCAAGCCCCUCACCUCCUUGCCGAGGCGCAAGGAGGACGAGACUCUGGAGCAGUGA